AUAACUGACUGAAGUAUCCCCUGCAGUCAUUAGGUUCCGCAAAGAAGAGAUCAUGGUCCAGGGACAGUAGCAGCUCUCCCUUGUCUCACAUUGAGGAGGACCACGUCUACAGUUUUCCUAACAAACAGAAGUCAUCAGAUUCAUCAACAGCAGCUAUGACCUCUGCCCUGGGCAGUAACCUCUCAGAGCUCGACAGGCUGCUGCUGGAACUUAAUGCAGUGCAACAGAGCUCCCCUUCAUUCCCCACGACAGAGGAAGCAGCUCCACCUUUACCUUCCUGUAGCAUCACCCACUACGAGAAUGGUGGCAGCCCUGACAUCAUGGUGAGCCCUCCGUCUCAGGAGAAACCCAAGAGGAAUGGAACGAGAGUGGAUGAAACCCGACCCACCGUUGAGAGUCUGCUGGACGAGCUGGAGGGCUCAGUGCCUUCACCCAGCCCCCCUGCUUGUCACAGCGAUUUGGACGCCCCCCCCCAACAGCAAGCCAGAAUGUCUGCUUCCUGUGCCACAAGAGAGCUAGAUGAGCUGAUGGCCUCUUUGUCUGACUUCAAGCCCAGCUCUUUGGGCUCUCUGCUGGACCCAGCAGGAGCAUCUUCCAGCUCUCCUCAUCCUCAAGUCUCUUCUUCCGUCACCCCAGUGGCUUCUCCUUUUCUUAGUCUGUCCCACAUGUCCACCUGUGCCUCUCCCCUCUUCUCCUUGCCUGCUGGUCUAGAGCUGCACAUAGAUGAGGACGGAGGAGACCGAGGCAUGUCGAUGCCCCAUUCAAACCGCCUCCCUCCCCACAGUCCUAUAUCCUCACUUUCCGCAGCCAGUGAUCUAGACCUGGACUCUGUCAUAGAUGUUUCUGCCACCAUGUUGUCAUCCCAAACCAAGUCUCUGCUAGUCCUCUCUCAGUCCGCUUCGUCUAACUCCAACCUGAUUGGAAAUAGCCCAAGUCCUUCCAAUACUACCACCACCCCCUCACUUACUUCAGUUAACACUGUUCUGGACCACAAGUCCUCCAAGUGCCCCAGUCCAUCUCUAGAAAGGGCCUCACCCUCAGAUACAAUUGGUAAAUUCUCUUGUGCUCCUGAGAUCAUGAGCAAGGGGUCUGCUUCUUUUCCUGAACUUGAUUUGAAUUUGUCCACUCCACCUCCAUCAAUAAACUUCACCCCUUAUCUCUCUGUGCCGAAGACUCCUUCACCCCUCCCUGUUGCUGUCUCUAUAUCUCCACCUUUCACACAUGCUUCCUCAAAAACAUCCUCACCAUCACUGGUGUCCCCAUUGACGGUCCCCUCUCCACCAGCCUUCACCAGCCCCAGUAGGCAGCCGUUGGAGCUGGCAUCAACAGCUGUGCAGCAACCCCCCAUGGUGGAGCCUUCCCUGGAUGAGGCACUAGACAAGCUGCUAGCAAUGAGUUUUGCACAGAAUCCCUCAACAACACAUGUGGAGGAAGCACAGCUGAAGAUGGAUGCGCAGUGUCUGGGCACAGGAAUGCGGGAGGUGCUCGAGGAACUAAUCCUGCCCAUGGACAGAAACAGUGUGCAGCCCGACACUUUCACCAGUGCCACCAACACCAUCACAGACGACUCAGUGGACGGAGGCACUGAUGGAAACGGAGAUCUGGACUGGGCUGAUGAGGAGCUCUCUGUGUCCCUCCAUGAUGGACUGGAUGGAACCAUGACACCUUACACUGAGAGGCCAUACACAGAUGGCAGCAUGACCCCGUUGACAGAGGCCAGCUGGAUGGAUGAGUCCAUGACCCCAUCUACGUGCCCUGGGACCCCUGACGUUGCCCUGGACCUGCCAAUGCUGCAGACUCCUAGUAUAGACAGAGUCUCUGCAUCUGGACAUAUAAAAUCAGUGAUUAGGCGCACUAAGGAGACUCCCAACGUACAUCCCAUGUACCGAGAUGGUCACCUGCGCAGGAAGAUGGGACCCGUCAUUGUAAACAAGAACAGUUCUCAGGAUCGCCUCAUUGAAGAGCUUCAGGGAAAGCUUGGGAUCGGCCGCUCAGAGCGGCGCCGUAAACAGUCUGAUGACUGGAUGACCGAGGGUGUCAUCGUCACAUCUAAACCCCAGCGUUUCCGUCCUGAUGGUGCCGACAGUGAGGUCGACAAGAUCAUAAUUCCCCCAGAGUCGCCUGUCCCUGUGAGGAAGGUGCCCCCACCUCUCUCUCCCCCAGCCCCUCGUCGCCCUCCUACUGUAGAAGAAACUAAGCGACCUCUUCCUGUACAGUAUCCCCUUCCUAUACCGCCACCUCCUCCUCCACCUCCCUCUCCCCCUCCACAGCCUCCUCACAUCCAUGAACCAGUUCCCACCCCGUUUCGGCAGAUUUUAAAAGCUGCACAUCCACCACCACCCCCAAUUCAGGAACCUCCUGCCCCUAAACCAGAGCCUCCUCCUCCUGUUCUUAAAACCCCAACACAUCCUCCACCAGUGGAGCCAGUGACACCAGUUGCACCCAAAGUCCUGGUGUCUGUAGGCUGCCAAACAGAGUAUGACCCAAUCUUCCCUCCAAUGCAGAUUAUGGCUCAAGGUAAGGGUGGUGUUCCUGGCGGGCCCCCAACACAGGUCAACAAGCUGGACAAUAUGCUUGGUAGCCUGCAGUCUGACCUCAACAAACUGGGUGUGCAGACAGUAGCUAAAGGAGUUUGCGGUGCCUGCUGUAAGCCAAUUGUAGGACAGGUGGUGACUGCCAUGGGCCGCACAUGGCACCCCGAACACUUUGUGUGCACGCAUUGUCAAGAGGAGAUCGGCUCCAGGAACUUCUUUGAGCGUGAAGGACAGCCUUACUGUGAGAAAGAUUACCAUAACCUGUUUUCCCCACGCUGCUACUACUGCAACGGGCCCAUACUGGAUAAAGUUGUGACGGCGCUGGAUAGGACAUGGCAUCCUGAACACUUCUUCUGUGCUCAGUGUGGAUCCUUCUUUGGCCCAGAGGGUUUUCAUGAAAAGGAUGGAAAAGCCUAUUGCAGGAACGAUUACUUUGACAUGUUUGCACCAAAAUGUGGUGGCUGUGCCAGGGCCAUUCUGGAAAAUUACAUCUCGGCACUGAACUGCCUUUGGCAUCCUGAGUGUUUUGUGUGCAGGGAGUGCUUCACCCCGUUUGUGAAUGGAAGCUUCUUUGAGCACGAUGGUCAGCCCUACUGUGAAGUGCACUACCACGAGCGCCGUGGCUCCCUCUGCUCCGGCUGUCAGAAGCCCAUCACAGGCCGCUGCAUCACAGCCAUGUCAAAGAAGUUCCACCCGGAGCACUUUGUCUGUGCCUUCUGCCUGAAACAACUCAACAAAGGCACCUUUAAAGAACAAAACGACAAACCCUACUGCCACGGCUGCUUCAUCAAGCUGUUCAGUUAGGGAGAGAAUUUUAACAGUACGACAUAUGGGUCAGAGCUCAGACAAGUGUCUAAAGCAUCUUUAGCACAGCAGGGGUGAAAAUGGAUUGUGUUUGUAUCAAAGAAAGCUGUGUGUUUUCUAAUGAUGACGUACGAAGCGUUUAUGGAUUGGGUAUGUGCAUGAGGUUAAAGCAGCAUACUCUCUUUGCCAGACUAAAAUACUUUUAACGUCCUUCAGAAAUGUGGUAAAACGUCCCAUUUUUAGACCGACAGCAAUUUUUUUUUUUUUUUUUUUUUUGAAGCUUUUAUGGGUUUGGAGUUGGUCUAUAGGGCUCGGUUUGAUGCAGACAUGCUCAAUAUUUAAAGGACGUUGAAAAGUGGCAUUAGAAAGUUUUUUCAAAUCAACACUGAUGUGCAGAAAACUUUUCCCGCAGUCUCCUUAGAUGUGUUGGACAUUUUCCACAGGCUGCCAUUUUUUUUCUUUUCUUUUUUUUGUAACUCUCACAUUGAUGUGUUUUCAAGUCUUUUUAGUUUUUUUCUUUAUAGAAGGUGGUGAAAUAAUACUGAACACUGUAGAAAUCCAAGAAAUACUCUGCGUGUUUGACAUUGUUGCUCACUGGUUGAGUGUGUCAAUUUAGAAACAAUAAAAAAAAGACGUAAAAAUCUGAAAACUAUAGCAGGGAACGGCUGACCUGUUGUUUUUAGCAUUACAAUGUAACCUGUUUAUACAACUGAUGAGGGUAAAAAGCUUUUAGAUACUUUUUUUUUUCCCAUAACAUAAAAUCGGACAGAGCAAAUGGAUAAAAAAAUGGGCUGAGUCAGCAUUCACAAUAAUUGUGUAUGUGUGCAAUUGAUUGUAGUGUCUUUAGACUCACUCAUUCAGCCUAUGAAAACACCCUUAUAUGAAGAUUUUAAGUGUUGAUACCAGAGUGUUACAAUGUUGAGUUUUUAUUAUAAAUGAAUCAAGGGGUGAGAAUCAAUCACUUUUAAAGUUUCUAACAUCAGAAUCUCAAACACACCUAUUAUUUUUUUUUGCCAAAAUCAAACCAUGAUGACUACUUUACAGUGAUUGUCAAUAAAGAAAUAUGCAAUAUGUAGCCAUCCACCAGUAGCUGCAGAAUUCACCCUCAAUUACAUGUUUGAAUAAACCUCACCUUUUUGCGCUGCCAAAUCAUUCCUUGUUUUUUCACUGAAGAAAAGAGAAAACAGUUCAACUGCAAUUUCUUGCAGUUGUCUCAUACAGUGAAGUGGAACCUCACAAGAUCUUGGGAGAAUAUCGUGCAACUCUUACACUAUCAUUACUGUUUCUGAGUACAUCAUGAGAAGUUUUUUUUUUUUUUUUUUUUGUAAAUAUCCAAUGCAGCUACAUUGUAAGCAAAGCGCUGGGAUGCUUAGCAUGUACAUGUGUUUAAUAACCACUCAUUCGAAGAAGGAGAGAGCUGGUGAGAAGGCAUAGAAAAGAUACUUUGAUAUUUUUGGUGUCAUUACUGUAUUGAGAAGCUGAUGAAUGUUCACUGUUUUCAAAUAAGUAGUACAUAAUGCAAGAAAAUAUGUAAAUGUGCCUGUGAUACUCCAGUAACUCUAUGCAACUGUGGAUUAACAGCUUUGUAUUUCAGCAUCUUUCUUACAUUACAGUCUGUCUGUGCCAUUGUAUCAGUACCAUGUCUAAUAACACUGGUAAAUUCAGCAAAAUACUGAUAACAGGUCAAUAGUCCACAGUUAUGUUUUCAUGUUACUAGUCUGUGAGUCCACUGAAAAAUGUAGGCUUUCAAAAUGAAAGCCUGUUGGUCUGUUAGAAUAAAUCGUAGGACUAAGAUGACUCCUUUCCCUCAGCAUCUGAGUAGCAUCUACUGUAUGACCACCAGGUUGGGUCUUUACAUGGUUAAUCAGGACAUGCAGCAGAUAUAUCGGGCCUUUUGUCUUGUUCAGGGAAUUCUAGAGCCUUAAGUCUUUUCUCACUCUAUUUAAAAGAUCAUGUAACAGUUGUCUUUUUAAAUCAAUUUAGUAGAGUGUUAUUUAACCAAAGCCAUACCUUCUUUUAAUUGUUUUUGUUUGUUCACUUUUUCCUUUUCUUUUCACUUUGAAUGUCAAUAGUUAUGAAUAGUGAGAUUCCUCACCUCUAGUCUGAUUACGCAAAUAAAUUCUGUUUUGGUAUCAAAAUGUUA
Molecule: messenger RNA, 5481 nt
Organism: Xiphias gladius (swordfish)
Lineage: Eukaryota; Metazoa; Chordata; Actinopteri; Istiophoriformes; Xiphiidae
Product: paxillin-like
Exons: 12
Coding region: 156-3338 (1060 amino acids)
Biological process (GO): transforming growth factor beta receptor signaling pathway; substrate adhesion-dependent cell spreading; endothelial cell migration
Source: RefSeq, a predicted model, not a curated record